UGUUUACGUACCGCCCGUGAACGAAUCAGCGCUAGCCUUCUGUACACGCACAGUGCCGCAGUGACGGGCAGCAAAUGUGGAUUAUUUAGAGCCGAAGAGACGCUCGUGUUUUCCUGUUGUUUUCUGUAAUAAUUUUUAUACCAUCGGGAUAUGUUUUAAGCAUAUUUAAUGCGUGGUACGAUUUGAUAUCGUACUGGCAAACGCUACAAGAAAGUGACGCGCCAUAAGAUGGAGGAGAUGGAGAGCAGUCCUCCGGGCCGGGUGACAGUGUACUCUAUCGUGGGCUGUCCUCACUGUGUGCAGGCCAAAGCCACCCUAGGGCGACUGGGUGUUCCAGUGUGUGAUGUAGAUGUGGGGAAACAUCCAGAGCUCAGGGCCAGGGUGAAGGAACUGACCGGACGCUCCACUGUCCCCCAGAUAUUUUUCAACAGUGUCCAUAUCGGGGGGAACGAUGAUCUGCAGAAAAUUAAUCCCACAGAACUGGAGAGGUUGGUUCAAUUAGUUAUGAACGAGCCAGUUUCCAUAGAUGCUCCACCUUUACCUAUGGAGAGUCCUACUGAAGAUACUGCUGCAGAGUCUGAUGGAGACUUUAUGUGUGAGAGAGAUGAGUUGGCAAACCUGGUUGAGGACUUCAAACAUGGCAGUGUGAUCGGGAAUCACAGGAGGGGGCUGACUGUGCACAAAAAGAGCUUCUCAGGUGAUCAGCUGCUUAAUUGGCUGCACAAGGAAAAGGGCAUGGCUGGAGAAGAGGCAUAUAACACUGGGCAGGCUUUGUUGGAGAAGAAGUACAUGGUGAGUGUGUGUUGCUCUGGAAAACAAGAGGACAGUUUUGGAGGGACUCUGUUUAGGUUACUGGAGGACGACCCCCAUUCUGCCCUCAACGCAGGACAAACCGCAGCCUGCAGUCCUAUCCAGGCUGCUGAGCUUUCCCUGAUUUUACGGGAUCUGAUCCUGAAGUUGUUCUCUCAACAUCUCUCUGCUGAUGGCAAGUUUGUGGACUACAAAGGCAUGUCGGCUAACCCUGCAUUUGAGCGAUACUGUGAUCUGGCCAUUCAGCUGCAGAGAGUAGAGCUGCUGUCUCUGAGCCGAGAGGAGAAGCUGGCCUUCUUCAUCAACAUCUACAACGCACUGGUCAUCCACGGCUUUCUGCGCCUGGGAGCACCCACCAACAUGUGGCAGAGAUACAAGUUCUUCAACUAUGUGAGCUACUUGAUUGGAGGUGAGGUAUUCACGCUUCAGGACAUUGAAAAUGGGGUUUUGAGGGGGAACAGGAAGGGUAUCGCACAACUACGGAGACCCUUCUCCAAAACAGACCCACGACUUCAGAUGGCACUACCAGAGGUCGAGCCUCUCAUUCAUUUUGCCUUGAAUUGUGGCGCAAAGGGCUGUCCACCAAUUAAAACAUACACCCCACAGGACAUUGACAGCCAGCUCAGGACCGCUGCAGAAGCCUUCUUAGAGAACGAUGAUGCCUGUGUGGUGGAUUCUGGGAAGAAAGAAGUUCGACUCAGUCAGAUUUUUAAAUGGUACAAGGCCGACUUUGGAGGCACAGAUGAGAAGCUGCUGAACUGGGUGCUGGAGCACAUGGCCGACUCUCCGAAGAAGUCCAGCCUGCAGGACAUCCUGUCCGUGGGGAAGACCAAAGUGAGCUACCUCCCCUACGACUGGACCAGCAACAGCAGCCACUGAGCACGCUCACACACAGCCAGCUUUGCACACCGCCCUUUGUCCUAGCCUCACUGUUGAGUCUACUCACUUCAGAUUAAAUCAAAUGGUUCCCUACCAUGAAAAUAUGUAUGCAAUAAUAUCACUGUCCAGUGCACUGUAGUCAUGUUUGUUUUGUUUGAGACUCAUUAUCUGUGUAUUUCUGUUUCAACAUGAAAAGUGUUAUCAUUUACAAAGAGCAAGCAACUCAGGAGUCUUAAAGGCUAUUCAUUGUACAUUUGGGGCAUUACUGAUCAUUUUAGACAUGCAGUUUAGGCAGUCAUUUGACCUCUAGCAUGCUGCCUUUGCCUUAUGAAGCCAUUUUACAGCCAGUGAAAUAACAGCUACACUUCUGACAAUGCAGUCAUAACAUUAAAUGCAAUCUACACAUUAA
Messenger RNA from Boleophthalmus pectinirostris (great blue-spotted mudskipper), 2098 nucleotides. RefSeq lists its product as uncharacterized. The record is from RefSeq and is a predicted model, not a curated record. Gene Ontology annotation, biological process: cell redox homeostasis. NCBI's taxonomy places the organism in Eukaryota, Metazoa, Chordata, Actinopteri, Gobiiformes, Gobiidae. Gene Ontology annotation, molecular function: electron transfer activity.